UCCAGUACGCUGAUCUCCAUAUUAAUGUCAUACACUUGACAUAAGGAACCACGGCUUUUACCAUCCAGCCAACGUUCUCCAUGUCCGAUUCUUCAUGCAAUGAAUGAAUGAAUGACUCGAAAAUAUAUCAGCAAGUGUCGUUGAAGGAACGGUCAGUGCGCACAGUUUGUUUACCAAACGCACUGGCGCAAGCUUUCCAACCAGCAGAAUACAGCGCAGCCAUCAUUUGACUGCUCGACCAAUGCCGGUCUCGGCCGCCAGAGAUCCUGUUGGGAAAACGAAGCAUGUUCGUUUCGCAAGGAUGGAGGAGGAUGAUAAUAACGAUGACCAAGAGGAACAUACUCUGUUUGACAAGAGGAAAGACACAAGGCGAGGGGUGAUGAGUGUAAUGAAAGGGAGGCAGGAGAGUUCGAAUUCGGGGUUUGAUGGUGAGGUUGAAAUCAUCGGUGAAGUUAGUAGCGCCAGCGGUUCUGGAGGCUGCAGCGGCUGGAUCAUCACCUUGGCGCUCUGUGCAUCAUUCCUCGGACUGGGGAUGAGUAUCUCUGUUUUAGGCCCCACGUUUCAAGACCUGGCCAUCAACGUCAACCAGGACAUCAGCAAUAUCUCCUACAUCUUCGUAGGCCGCUCGAUGGGCUAUAUAGGCGGCUCUGUGUUGUCCGGGAUUCUCUUUGACUGCAUGAACAGCCUUCUUCUGCUGGGCCUUUCCAUGUUGGUCACAGCGUUUGGGAUGUUUGCAAUCCCUUUCUGUAAGACGGCCCUUCUCCUCACUGCUCUGAUGUCCAGUAUUGGAGUUUCUAUGGGCUUUCUAGAUACAGGUGGUAAUGUCCUGAUCUUGCAGACAUGGGGAGAUCAGGCUGGCUCGCACUUGCAGGCCUUGCACUUCAGCUUCGCCGCGGGGGCCUUCGUCUCGCCCAUCAUCGCCAAGCUGCUCUUUGGAACAGACUUAGACCGGGAUGUGGCUACGAAUGGCAGCAUGGCAGCCCCGCCGGCAACAUCAACCUCUCCGGCAGUCACAGACAAUAUGCCCCAAACACCGCCCUCUUUUAUACCCGGAAGCUAUGUCCUCAGUAGCAGCACCCUCAACUCCAUGUGGGCCUACAUUGUGAUCAGUGGUUUCAUCCUGUUAAUCUCCCUCCUCUUCUUCAUCCUCUACGCCCGCCACAGGCCCUCUCAGGGCAGGGCCCAGACCCCCUCAGGGAAGCACUUGGUGUCCAAGCAUCACAACGCACUCAUCGCCAUGCUCUUUGUCUUCUUCUUCUGGUACGUGGGGGCCGAGGUGGCGUACGGCUCCUUUAUCUUCACAUAUGCUAAGGAUUAUAUCCAUAUGGACGAGGCCCAGGCAGCAGGGCUCAACUCCCUGUUCUGGGGGACGUUCGCUGCCGGCCGGGGCCUGGCCAUCUUCUUUGCGACCUGCAUGCACCCAGGCACCAUGAUCCUACUGAGCCUGGUGGGCUGCACCCUGUCCUCCCUGUUCCUUACCCUCUUCAGCAGUAACAGGGUGGCCCUGUGGAUCUGCACUGGUGUCUAUGGUGCCUCCAUGUCGACCACUUUCCCCAGUGGGAUCUCCUGGGUGGAGCAGUACACCACAGUGACGGGGCGCUCGGCGGCGGUUUUCGUGGUGGGGGCGGCCCUGGGGGAGAUGGUCCUGCCCGCUCUGAUGGGCUUCCUGCUGGGGAGGAUCCAUGGUCACCCCCUGUUGAUGUACCUGACCCUGACCACCGCCACAAUCACCUCCAUCCUCUUCCCCUUCAUGUUCUGGCUGGCCUCGUCCCCCAGCGGCCCCAGCAGGACACCCCGCAUCAGGGGCCGCAAGGAGCCCGACGACAGUGAGUACCGCCAAGGCCUGUUGGACUCAGGAGCCAAUGACGAGGAAGAGGAGCAGCAGGAGGAUGACGAGGCAGACCAGUGGAAUGACGCCGACUUUGAGGUAAUCGAGAUGGAUGACACCAGCCUUAUAAACUCUCCGAAUAAAGCAUUAUCUCAUAGUAAAGCGCUCUCUUUAUCUCCUAAUAAAGCGCUCUCUUUAUCUCCUAAUAAAGCGUUGUCAUCUCCUAACAAAGGGCUCCCACCACCUGAUGUUACGGGGACAUCAGGCGACAUCAGUGCCACAUCUGUCCCCUCUACUGCCCAGUCCCUAGAGCCCACAGUUGGGACCUCUUUUUCAGACUCUCCCCCUCUGCUGGAGGACUCACCCGGACAGAAAAUGCUGCUUUCCCUGGACCGGGAAAAGAGGGACUAGGGGCUUUAUUCAAACCAUAUCGCGGAAAUUCAGCGUGAUUGAAAUUUAAAGGCAAUGUUCCCGCAUUAGCAGAGAAUAUUCACUGUAAACGCUGCAUAAAUCAGCUCAAUCCAAAAUGACUUUUACAUUUCUAUUGCGCAAUCUGUAAAGCUUCAGCGAUCCAGAUUAAAUAGAGCCCUUACAUGCUUAUUUGAUUUAACUUGGCAAGUCAGUUAAGAACAAAUUCUUAUUUACAAUGACGGCCUACCGGGGAACAGUGCCUUGUUCCGGGGCAGAACCACAGAUUUGUACCUUGUCAGCUCGGGGAUUCGAUCUUGCAACCUUUCAGUUACUAGUCCAACGCUCUAACCACUAGGCUACGCUGCCGCCUCAUGUGCUCUUCAAUUUGUAUUGCUGAAGCGUUACGGAUUGCGCACUAGAAAUGUAAAUCUAACGCUUCAGCGAUACAAAUUGAAGAGCCUUAAACCUGGGAUUCAAUCCGAUCAGCGGCAAGGCCAGGACUCAAUCCAAUUGCGCUUUGUCCACAAUGGUCCUUUUAAAGGCAUUGUUCCCUCGUUCGCGGAGACCGCAUUCACAGUAAAUGCUGCAUAUGUCAGCUAAAUCGGAAAUUACCUUUUUUAAUGGCAGUCACGAAGUGCAAUCGGAAUGAAUCACGCCUAGGGGCUCUAGUCUGGGUGUGAAAUGCACCAUGAGUGCUGUAAAGACGUUACAAUAAGUAUUUUAUAUAUUAGUAUUAUAGAAGAGCCCCGUCUUCCUCUCGAGAGAAACUUGUUUGUUAAUGUCUGGUUGUUUGUCAUGUGCUUCUUUAGCUUGUUAACACUCACAUGUAAGGGCUCUAUUUAAUCUGGAUCGCUGAAGCUUUACAGAUUGCGCAAUAGAAAUGUAAAGGUCAUUUCCGAUUGUGCCGACAUAUGCAGCGUUUACCGUGAAUGCAGCCUUUGCUAACGCGGGAACAUUGCCUUUAAAUUUCAAUCAUGACUUAACGCUGAACUUCCUGCGAUACGGAUUGAAUAGAGCCCAAAAUGUUUGACACUACGGAUUUACAGUGCAAUGUGACUUACCCCACAGCUUAUGUCUACUACGUUAUUUGAGGCUGUGUUUAGGGGGAAACGUUUAGGCCUCUUACAACGGUUGCUGGUAAUGAAUGAUAAAAGUAGGAAUACGGAAGAAUCACCAAUGUAACACUGAAAAUAGGUUCCUUUAGAUGUAAUUUCUUUGUCAUUCAUAUUUAGUAAUAUGUGAAUUAUCAGCAGUUAAAGAUAGGGAUGUUAGCCACCAAUGUGGCCUGAUUAUGAAUUAUGUUUUUGUCAGACCUUUGAAUCAAGUUCGUUUUCUGCACUUUUUUGUAAAAAAAAAAAAUAUCUUUUAGAAAACCAUUUAGAAGUGUUGUGCAGUGAUCAGUUGUAGUUUUUCAUUCAGAUGUGUGAUAAUAACUUGAUCAAUCUCUGAAUUAUUCUAUUAAAACAAUGAAAAUCAAAACCAUGACAAAAUACAAAUACUAAUACAUGGAGUUUUAUUAAACCAAUCUUCAACCUGCACCCACAGCAAUGUCCAUUAAAAACGGGAAAAAACAACAACAUUUCCUUCAUUUUUCUUUUUACAUUUAUACAAAUCCACAGAUCCUGUGUAUAGUUGUUUUGGGAAACAAUAGAAUCCAUCUUGACAUGGUUAGAUGAAAUAUGCUGUUAACAUGGAGAAAGCAUUAAAAAAAAAGAUGCUUAAGGAAAUAAUAUUCUCUUGCCAUAAAUUAUCAAAAUACAGUAUUGCAACAGUCCCAGAAGUAAAAACUGAAAUGAAUAAUCCCCAUCAGUGUCUCGGAGUAUAAGGAUAAUGCUUUGCCAAA
Messenger RNA from Salmo salar (Atlantic salmon), 4082 nucleotides. RefSeq names its product solute carrier family 60 member 1. The record is from RefSeq and is a predicted model, not a curated record. NCBI's taxonomy places the organism in Eukaryota, Metazoa, Chordata, Actinopteri, Salmoniformes, Salmonidae. Gene Ontology annotation, molecular function: D-glucose transmembrane transporter activity.